AUGCCUGGAAAAAAUGCUCAAGGUGAAACAUUAGAAGACGCUCCUGUUCUGAAGUAUGUUUUCAAGCGCCAAACCAUUCAACCUGGAGAGCGUUUUUCAUUGCGAUGUGUGGCAUCAGGAAAUCCGAUUCCAAGAGUCACGUGGUCUUUGGACGCCAAGCCUAUACCUGAAAACCACAGAGUUCAAUAUGGAGAUUUCGUUAGCAUUCAUGCUGAGGUAGUGAGUUUUGUUAAUGUAAGUUCUGCUCGCUCAGAAGAUGGUGGGAUUUACGAAUGUAGAGCUCAAAACGAAGCUGGAUCAGUGAGUCAUCAAGAAAGAGUUGAUGUCUUUGGGCCACCUUUCAUUAGAAUAAUGAACAAUGUAACUGUUGUUGAUGGUGAUUCAUUGUUUUAUCAGUGCCCUGCUUCAGGAUUUCCAGAACCAGUUAUUACAUGGAGUAAAGAUGGGAAGGAGCUUCCAUUCAAUGAACGUCAACAAAUUAAUACAAACGGAAGUUUCUACAUUAAAGAUGUCACUAGAGAAACAGAUAGUGGAACUUAUGUUUGCAGUGCAGUAAACAAACAGAAAGAACGCGCCCAAAGAGAACUGCAUAUUCGAGUUAUGAAAAGGCCUGUUAUCAAUCCUUUUGGUUUUCCAAAGUCACUAGCAGAGGGAAUGCAUGUAAUUAUUACAUGUAGCGUCUUGACAGGAGAUCCUCCAAUCACAAUUCGAUGGCUUAAGGAUGGUAUGACUCUUAACAAAAAAAUGUUAAACAUAGAAGAAACGUCUAUGGGACACAUGGGAUCUUCUUUAGUUUUUAGCAGUGUUGGAAGAAGUCAUAACGGGAACUAUACGUGUUUAGCUGAAAAUGCUGCCGGGGAAUCAAAUUUUUCAGCAAUAAUGCUUGUGAAUGUACCUCCAAGAUGGCGAGUUGAACCAGUGGAUGCAUCAGCAGUCGUAGGAGAAUCAGUCACCUUUGAUUGUCAAGCAGAAGGAUAUCCUCAGCCUCUUAUUCGUUGGAAAAAAGCUAUAGGGGACAGUUCAGCCAGUCGCAAUUUUAAGUCCAUCAUCAGCAACUACCACAUUCAGACCCUGGAGAAUGGUUCUCUAAGCAUUAAAGAUCUCUCCGUGGACGAUAGAGGAUACUAUCUUUGUGAAGCAGCUAACAGUGUAGGUGCUGACCUAAGUACAGCGGUGAAACUGUCCGUCCACGUUGCUGCGCACUUCAAAACGCCAUUUCGAGUACACCGUGUCUCAAAGGAUUCUUCAUUGAGCGUCCAGUGUGAAGCGUUUGGAGAAAAACCAAUAACAAUUGAAUGGUACAAAGAUAAAGUUGUUCUGAAUUCUAAUUCUGAUACAAGAUACAGCAUCAAGAACGAACUUACACCAAAUGGAAAAACGUCAACACUUACUGUGAUAUCACCAGACAGAAGAGAUUCGUCACUCUUUUCCUGUACAGCAACCAACGCUUUUGGGAAAGAUGAUACAAAUAUACAAGUUCUAGUAGAAGAAGUUCCUGACCCACCAUCUGAUAUUAUGGCCACUGAUGUCAGCAGUAGAGGUGUUACUUUAAGUUGGAGUGUACCAUAUACGGGAAACAGUCCUGUUACGAAAUACAUGCUAUAUUGGAUGGCAGCAAAUGGAGGUGGUAGUUGGGUUUCAGAUUCAAAGAAAGCUGAAAUUCCUGGUUCCAAUACAUCUAUUUCUAUAUCCGGUCUUUAUCCCACAACAACAUAUCAGUUUAAAAUCCAAGCAGAGAAUGCUUUGGGGCGUAGUCCUUUUAGCGAAGUUAUUACUAUUUCAACGGAUGAAGAAGUGCCUAGUGAACCUCCUUUGCACGUAGAAGCCAUAGCUUUGAGCACACAUUCCAUUCGUGUUAUGUGGAAGCCACCAUCUCCUGCCAGCACGCAUGGAAAAGUAAGGGGCUACUACGUGGGUCAUAAAGUUCGAAAUUCACAAGAUCACUACAUCUACAAGACAAUCGAAGAAAGUGAAUUCGAUACUGCUCUGGAAUGUACAAUAACGAAUCUACGUCGUGCGACGGAGUACAGUAUUACUGUUCAAGCAUUUAACAAUCGAGGUGCUGGACCACCUUCCAAAGACACAUACGUGAAAACACAUGAAAACGGUAUUCAUCAAAAUCCACCACCAUCACCAAUUUUAAGAAUCGUUUCGUCUACUACAUCAGCUGUUGUUCUUUCUUGGGAAGUAUCUGCUUUAGAAAAUACUUUUGUGAAAGGUUAUAAACUGUUCUACAGAGCAGAAUUACCUGAAUGGGAUGAAGUUGAUAUUCCUGAACCCACCCAAACAUCCUAUUCCCUGAGAUCUCUGAAUUGUGGCUCACGUUAUCAAUUUCACAUCGUUGCUUAUAAUGACAUUGGUCGAAGUGAUCCCAGCGAUGUGAUUAGUCUGACAACUCAGGGAGGUUCAGUAGUAUACAUAGACUUAUGUGCUCCUCCGCUGCAAGAUUUAAAAGAGCUCGUUAUAAUAGAUUUACCACAUAAAAUUUUAAAUUAUAAUGAGGAAAAAAAAGCUAUGUUAAAAGAUAUUCAA
This is a messenger RNA of Parasteatoda tepidariorum (common house spider), 2532 nucleotides long. Lineage: Eukaryota; Metazoa; Arthropoda; Arachnida; Araneae; Theridiidae. The record is from RefSeq and is a predicted model, not a curated record.